UGCAAGGGGUAAAGAUUGAGGGUCCGCUGUAGGCUUCCCAGGAGGUCUGAAUGGGCACAAUAAAGAGGAUUUUGGUAAUUCCGUAUAUAGCCGGUAUUCCGAUCGGACCUGAUGAUUGUUUUAGUUUUUUUCUCCGCGCUUUCGGCGGCGUCUGUUAAAGGGGAUUUGUUUCACUUUGACAGCAUCUCAAAUGUAUCGACGUAUUACUUUAACUACCUCUACUGCCAUGUGUGGGAAGGCGAGUGUCAGCCGAACCAAGACGAUGCGGCCCAACAAGUGCCUACAGGGAGCAUGUGGUCUUGGCUUUCUCAGGAUUACAUGGGCAUGAUGACCAACUGGUACUGCAGCAUUGGACAGUGCUGUGAUUCAGGAGACUGCAGAAUUAUUAACAACAUCACAGGUCUAGAGUGGGAUCUCCAGCUAAAACUUCAUGGACAGCACCUGGCUCAGUCGGUGGUCCUGAAGGCCAUUCAAGGCUUCAUUAAUAACCCUGAGUCCAACAAGCCCCUGACUCUGUCCUUCCAUGGUUGGUCAGGAACAGGCAAAAACUUCGUGGCCCGGUUGGUGGCAGACAACCUAUAUCGCGAUGGAGUGAAAAGCGAGUGUGUGCGUCUGUUCAUUUCCCUAUUCCACUUCCCACAUGCAAGAUUGGUCGAUGUGUACAAGGGCCAGCUAAGAGAGGCUAUUCGAGACAUGGUCCUCCGUUGCCCACAAACACUCUUCAUUUUUGAUGAGGCUGAGAAAUUGCACCCUGGUCUUAUUGAUGCCAUUAAGCCCUACAUGGACCAUUAUGAUAAUGUCGAUGGCGUUAGCUAUAGAAGAGCCAUAUUCUUGUUCCUCAGUAAUAUUGGCGGUGCAGCUAUUAAUGAUGUCGCGCUGGACUUUUGGCAUUCGGGACAGAACCGGGAGGAUAUUGGUAUGGAAGAUCUGGAACAUCGACUGCGAGCAGAAUCUAUGGAGGCUGAAGGAGGAUUUGCACAGAGUGAGCUCAUGUCAGGGCACCUGAUUGACUUCUUUGUGCCAUUCUUGCCACUUGAAUAUCGUCACGUUAAACUGUGUGCUCGGGACGCGUUUGCUAUCCGUGGCAUGGAGCCUGAUGAGACAACUUUGGACGAGGUGGCUAAAGCCAUGCUGUAUGUACCCAAAGAAGAAAAACUCUUUUCAGCACAGGGUUGCAAAUCCAUUCCACAACGAAUCAACUUUUUUUUACAUUAAUACAAAAAGACAAGGUCACUAAGCCCACAUGAACAUGUUCUGGCAUAUGUAACAGCAAAGUUACAAUGAAAUGAGACUGUUACCAGAUUUUUACGUGGAACUUCAUGGGUCCAGCCUUUCCAGGUCAAUCCUGAGCUUUCUCAUGUUCUCCCCAUGUCCAUGUAUAGUGGUGCUUGAAAGUUUGCAAACCCUUUAGAGUUUUCUAUAUUUGUACAUAAAUAUGACCUAAAACAUCAUAAGAUUUUUACACAAGUCCUAAAAGUAGAUUAAGAAAACCCAGUUAAACAAAUUAGGCAAAAUAUACUUGGUCACUUAUUCAUUAAGGAAAAUUAUCCAUUACUACAUAUUAGUGAGUGGCAAAAGUAUGAGAACGUUUGCUUUCAGUAUCUGGUGUGACCCCCUUGUGCAGCAAUAACUGCAACUAAACAUUUCUGAUAACGGCUGAUCAGUCCUGCACACCAGCUUGGAGGAAUUUUGGUCCACUCCUCUGUACACAAAAGCUUCUACUCUGGGGUGCUCGUGGGUUUCCUCACAUGAACUGCUCACACAACAUUUCUAUUGGAUUAAGGUCAGGACUUUGAUUUGGCCAUUCCAAAACAUUAUUCUUCUUUAAUCAUUCUUUGCUAGAACGACUUCUGUGCUUAGGGCUCAGUUUAUGGACAGAUGUCCUGAUCUUUUUCUUUAGAAUUCGCUGGUAUAAUUCAGAAUUCAUUGUUCUAUCAAUGAUGGCAAGCCGUACUGGCUCAUAUGCAGCAAAACAGGCCCAAACCAUGGUACUACCACCACCAUGUUUCACAGAUGAAGGUUCUUCUGCUGGAAUGCAGUAUUUUCCCUUUCUCCAAACAUAAUGUGGCCCACGUAAACUAAAAAGUUCUGUUUGGUCUCAUCCGUACACAACAUUUUUCCAAUAGCCUUCUGACUUGUCCAUGUGAUCUUUAGCAAACUGUCGUCAGGCAGCAAUGUUCUUUUUGGAGAGCAGUAACUUUCUCCUUACAACCGUGCUAUGCCUACCACUGUUGUUCUGUGUUCUCUUGAUGGUGGACUCAUUAACAUUAGCCAAAGUGAAAGGGAUCUUUAGUUGCUUAGAAGUUACCCUGAGUUCCUUUGUGAUCUCGUGGAUUAUUACACGCCUUGCUUUGGGAGAGAACUUCGUUGGUCAACCACUCCUAGGGAUGAUAACAGUUAUUUUGAAUUUCUUCCAUCUGUCUGGCUGUGGAUUGGUAGACUCCAAACUCUUUAUAGAUGGUUUUGUAACCUUUUCCAACCUGAUGAGCAUCAACAACUUUUUUUUUUUUCUGAGGUCGAAGAAUUUCCUUUGUUCAUGCAGCGAUACACUUCCACAAACGUGUUGUGAAGGUCAGACUGAUAGAUCCCUGUUCUAUAAAUAAAAUGGAGCACCCACUCACACCUGAUUGUCAUCCCAUUGAGUGAAAACACCUGACGCUAAUUUCACCUUCAAAUUAACUGCUAAUCCUAGAGGUUCACAUACUUUUGACACUCACUGAUUUUAUGUAAUAUUUCCAUUUUCCUCAAUAAAUAAAUGACCAAGUAGAAUAUAUUUUGUCACAUUUGUUUAAUUGGGUUCUCUUUAUCUACUUUUAGGACUUUGUGUGAAAAGCUGAUGAUGCUUUAGGUCAUAUUUGUGUGGAAAUACAGAAAAAUUCUAAAGGGAUCACAACCUGUCCAGCACCACUACAGGUUUCCUCCCACCACCCUAAAACAUGCCCACAUUUGGAUUGGCUAUGCCAAAUUGCUCCUAGGUGCAGUCCACUGGCGUCACAUCCAUGACGCAUAUUAUUCCCUCCUCAUGCCCAGUUUUGCUAGGAUAGGCUCCAGAUCCACCACAACUUUGGACCAAGAUAAAGCAAUUAUUGAAGAUGAAUGUUUCAAUGAACAUGCAACAUGAGGAUGUUUCAACAUCAGAGCUCAUACUGAGGUAGAAAAUGGAGAGCUGUUACUUGCCCCCACUGAACCCCAAGUGGGGUUUUUUUUUCCUCUUCCCUUCCAUUUACAGGAACCUAAUAAUUUGAGCUAUUCAUACCUUGGUCAGGUGCCUGUGCACAAUUUCCCUUGAGUAAUAAUAACUCUGAAAGUAGUAGUAAUUCUUGGAAGAUUGUCAGGUCAUGGUAUAAAUUCUGAUGUAAUGUCAGUGUAUACAGUAAUCCCCAGCACGACACUAAAAUGUGUACAAAAUAAUGAAAGCUUCUAAUCUGAUGUUCUUACUUUUCCUCGUGACCAUGGCAGUAUGCUCCAAUAAGUAGUGUGUGUGUGUGUGUGUGUGUGUGUGUGUGUGUGUGUGUGUGUGUGUGAUUCAGGAGAAGUGUGAAGUGUUGAGGUUUUUUUUUUUUUUUAGUAGUAGGUGUAACGUUUCCAUUGCCAUAACACAUUAAAGGUUAUCCAAAAUCUAUAAAUAAUUUAAAUACCAGUUGCUUUAAAAUUAUAUAUAAAUUCUGUUUUAAAAGGUAAAUUAAAGGAAGUUAAUAUAAGUCAGUUAUUACACUGUGUAUACUAAUGUAAUGUAAAGAAAUUAAAGUUUAAAGGUGCUGACUGCAAAGUCAUCUGAAAUUUUUUUAUUUUUUAUUGUGCAUGGCAUUUCCCUAUGUCUUGCAAGAACAAUAUCCUGCAGAUGAGAUGUGAUCAUUUUGAUGUGCUGAGGGUUGCUUUUCUCUGUAUUGGGACCAAAUAUCCUACCUCUUGAGGUAAACAGUAUGGCCCGACAGAAACAGCUGAACGCGAGGAGCUUUAACUAAUUAGCAUAACUAUGGAACUGUGUCAUAACAAGAUGAUGACGUGAGGAAAACAUUGUGACUCUGCAUCGACCUCGGAGAGUUUUGAGUCACAGGUGUGUAAUUUGCGGUUGACAUUUGCGAAUAGAUCCAUGAAACAAAAGAUGAAUAUAUCUUUUCUCUGUUACUUCUUUUGUGUUCUCGUUUCUUUCUCUGUAAGAGCAAAACAUUAGGUGGCUAACGCCAUACUCGCUCUCGUGGAGUCGAGCCCAUGCAUUCUAAGGCGAAGAUAGCUAAGCAUUAGCUAGAGUGAUUUGGUUAUCUGUCCAGAAAAAUGACAUCAUCUAACCUUGCUGUUUCUUGCAAUUGCACUCACUAGGCAGGCUUUCCUUUUCUGCUAGCUUUUAGCUGGCCGGAGAGCUGAGUCCGCCAUGUUUGCCCAUGCUGACUUGUUUUGGUUAAAAGUAGGUCAAACACGCCCCAUGGUGGUCACGUGAUAUUGUUGCUCACCUGCUUCGGCAAUCUCCGGAAUCAUAAAAUGUGGGAUGCUUUUUAUCUCUGCAAAACAUUUACACAGAGGAUACAUGGUGUGUGCAGCAGCAAAACAUCUCGAAACUCCAACAGCAAUAGAAAUGGAACAUUUUGCCCAGAAUUCAACUUUGCAGUCAGAACCUUUUAAAUCUCAGCAUACACGUUCGUCAACAUUACCCAAGCAUUAAUGUAGGGCAGUGUUGGGGAUUAUCACUAAUUGCAUUGUGCCCAAUAAUGGAGGCUAGAUGCUGGCACAGACAGACCAUGUUCUGCCCCAGUGGCUUGUACGAUGGCUCUGCUUUUUUUUUUUUUCUUCCUCCCUUGAAAUUUUGAUAUCCGGCCAGGUUUUCCCCCGCUUCGGGUAAAGUCCACCCCUUUACCCCCAGCUUUACUGACGGCAGCUGUGACACACUGCCACACAACAUAGUUUGUUUGGAAUGUAACACUAUUGCUAAGACUCUCGGCUGUCCUUCUGUUAAAGAAUUUCAAUUUCAGACUCCCUGAAAUUUCUCCUCUUUGUUGCCUUUUGAGCCAGUUUCGUCUGUGUGAGGCUCUGUUGCCAGAAAUACUGAUAUGAAAAUAAGUUCAAUAAUGGGUGAUGCAGAGAAAUGGGUUCGCGUGUGAUCAAUUCCACCAAAAUGAUUUGUAAAUGACUGCACAAUGUUGUGUGCAUAUAUUCAACCAGGUUUUCCAUUCCAUCUCGUGAAUUUUACAACUACUGUUUUCAUGGUGGUGUAGUGGUUAGCACUGUCGCCUCACAGCAAGAAGGUUCUGGGUUUGAGCCCAGCGGCCGACAGGGGCCUUUCUGUGUGGAGUUUGCAUGUUCUCCCUGUUUCUGCGUGGGUUUCCUCCGGUUUCCCCCACAGUCCAAAGACAUGCAGGUUAGGCUAAUUGGUGACUCUAAAUUGACCGUAGGUGUGAAUGUGAGUGUGAAUGGUUAUUUGUCUCUAUGUGUCAGCCCUGUGAUGAUCUGGCGACUUGUCCAGGGUGUACCCCGCCUCUCACCCAUAGUCAGCUGGGAUAGGCUCCAGCUUGCCCGCGACCCUGCACACGAUAAGCGGCUACAGAUAACGGGUGGGUGGGUGGAUGGAUGGAUGUUUUCUGGGACUUUAGCUACCUGGUCUUUUUACAAACCAAGUGAUGUCACCGAUUUAGCACACUUCAUACCAUGGGGGGGGGAACCAAAUUCAUUAAUGGCACUUGUAUACUGUACA
Messenger RNA from Neoarius graeffei (lesser salmon catfish), 5686 nucleotides. RefSeq names its product torsin family 3, member A (gene tor3a). The record is from RefSeq and is a predicted model, not a curated record. The coding region runs from base 112 to 1215 and encodes 367 amino acids. Gene Ontology annotation, molecular function: ATP hydrolysis activity; ATP binding. Gene Ontology annotation, cellular component: endoplasmic reticulum lumen; nuclear envelope. NCBI's taxonomy places the organism in Eukaryota, Metazoa, Chordata, Actinopteri, Siluriformes, Ariidae. The transcript has 6 exons.